Messenger RNA from Varroa destructor (honeybee mite), 2605 nucleotides. RefSeq names its product beta-1,4-mannosylglycolipid beta-1,3-N-acetylglucosaminyltransferase brn-like. Gene Ontology annotation, molecular function: UDP-glycosyltransferase activity; hexosyltransferase activity. Gene Ontology annotation, cellular component: Golgi membrane. The record is from RefSeq and is a predicted model, not a curated record. Gene Ontology annotation, biological process: protein O-linked glycosylation. Lineage: Eukaryota; Metazoa; Arthropoda; Arachnida; Mesostigmata; Varroidae.
GAUAUACCCCUCAAUUCAUUCAGAGCAAGCUACUCAGUCAUUUACUCUCGAGAAAUCAGUGUCAAUACUUUCCUGCUUCAGGUUAAGCGCCUGUGUCCGCUGAGAGUCAAAGAGUUGCUGGUGACGUGCAACAGCAACCAAAAUGCGUUAGGCGUUCAAAUUGCGACACAGGUAGACUCUUUGGCUGGCGGCGGACAUACUCGUAAGCAAUGACUCAAUAGCUAACACAAAAAAGCAAAAGGCAGAAAAAUCUGUUGCAGAGUGAAACACAAAAAAUACAAAAGGCAAAAAAAUCUGUUGCAGAGUGAAAUGUCCGACGAAAGGAAUGGAUAGAAACAGGAGUGUCAAUCGUUAAGCAUUUUCGCGUAGGCCUCACAGUGCGUUAUGGGUUACGAUCGAUCAGGCCACCCUUUCGGGCAUCCAAAAUUGACUCCGCGACAGUUCCGUCGACUGCUUUGUAUAGCGGCCCUCUUCCUACUCUCUGUCCUUACGCUUGAUCAAUUAGGUGUUUUUCUCAAACUCGGUGAGGAACACUCGCUUGAUCCAGGCUAUGACUACCCCCUUCGGGGAGACCAAUUUGAUGACCUUCUGCCAGUGAAUCACGUUUACGAUUCGCUUGACUAUCAAAUCCACAGUAACACAGGCUGUAAACAGCGUCUGCGUCUGGCAAUCUUCGUAAAAAGUGCUUUGCCCCAUCGGAGUCGACGGAAUGUUAUACGACGAACAUGGGGCAGGAGGAGGUUUAGUAAUGUUGACACGAAAACAUUCUUUGUCAUCGGUCGAGGUGCCGAGGACAGUGAUCUGAUCGUAGAGAACGAAAAACAUCAAGACAUCAUUCAGGCGGACUUCGUUGACAAUUAUUACAAUAACACACUGAAGACAAUGACUUCACUCCGGUGGGCCACGCAAUACUGUAGGAAUACGCAGUAUUUUCUCUUGAUCGAUGAUGAUUACUAUCUUUCUAUAAAGAAUCUUUUACGCUACAUUAACAUCUAUGAGGCAGAAUCUGGCGGAGCUCUAUUCGUCGGAAUGUUGUUCCCGAACUCGGCGCCCAUACGACACCGGUUCUCGAAAUGGUUCGUCUCACUCAGGGAUUACCCGUACUCCAGAUAUUCGGCUUACAUUACAGCCGGUGCAAUGCUGUUCAAUCAAGACGCUGCACAGAAAAUCUACAGUGCGUCAAAAUUCAGCAAACAUUUUGUGUUCGAUGACAUCUUUGUGGGUAUCUGCGCACGGAAGGCGCGCAUACAGCCGAAACAUAGUGACUUUUUUCAAAUGUGGCGGGCAGAUGAUCUACGCGAUAUGAUCGCGGUUCACGGCUAUGCCGAUUCUGAGCUUGAAGAGGCCUGGACAGCGUCUUACCAAAAAGGAUAUGCUUGAGAUUGCUUGCCCUAUGAAUACGUCAUAAUAGCGAAGUUUCUCUAGAACAUUUUUACAACCAUAAUUAUUUAGUUAUAUACAAAAAGGAACAGCACACAUUUGAUGUAAAUAACGUACUCGAAUCUUCGAAAAUUUAGCAAAGAUUGGAUUAGAGAAAACAAAGAAAUGUUAGAUAGAGCCAGUAUACAUGAUACGGCUUUGUCUAUUAUCGGAGCUGUGUGAAAGCACUUGUUAGACGUGGAAGUGUCAUUUUUACGGGCUACCAUGACAUUGAAUUUAUGAGUCUGAAAGCAAAACUGAAAAAUGAAUUUCCGAGGAGAAUCUUUUAUUGCAAGUGUUAUAAGAAACUCGUCGAAGAUCCAUCGUUUUAUCGUUGGAACACAUGGCAAUACUUCACUGUUCUAACAUAGUCUACCCAACAGGACAAAUAUGCACAGUAACCGAAUUCGUUAUAAGCAGACGAAUUAGUGUAGGCUAGGGAGAAUUGCAAGUGAUUUAAGUCAUUAGAUAGGGAACCGCUAUGUUAUGGAAACAUAAUGACAGUUGUUCCAAGUAGUAAUUUUCCAUGAAUUUUUAAUUUGGGUCUACAAUGACCAAACGGUUCCUGCAAAGAAGCCUGUCUUAGACGGCGUAAUUUUCCGUUGAAUAGAUUAGUCAUAUUUUGAAAAAUAGAAAGAACGGCAGUUUCUACAAGUCCCCUAGAGGGGAUCUAGACUGCCACAAAGUUGUUAUCAUACUCGUGGUGUGAAAUAGUAGAACAACAAGAUCUGGAAAAAUAUCUAUUAUCGCCGUAAAUGAAAAAGUGCAAGCGGUCGAGAUGGGCAAUCUUCCAAUGCACUCUGUUACGUUAUAGGGAAAAGUGGUACCGAUUUAGUCCGCGCACAAUCUAUCAACUACUUGACAUCUAAACAGCCGACAAACUCGGACACAUUGGCAAAUCUUACGAACUAAUUCCAUGAGCAACGUGACGUAACGAUGGAUUUCUUGGAAAACGACAUCGAUGUUUAGCCUAGGCCAAAUAUGAUCUUUUGUUAUAUGUUGCUGGUCGCGUGUAGUUAAUUCACUAUGCAUAUAAAAUAUAUAAUACUGAUGCGAAGGACAUGUGUAUGCGGAUGCCCCACAACUGCCAAUUGUGUAUGUACAUAUUUAUACAUGAAACACACAAAAAUGUACCGAAAUUUUACUAAGAAUUUAUCUCAAGAAGAAACAGCAGAAGUAUAUUUGU